CGGUAGCAGUUGAGAGCGACGCAUCUGUUCAAGCUGCCCCUACUUUCGUUACCAAUAUGCUGAACGCCCUCAGAGCUUAAGGAGGAGUUUGUUACCAUCAGGUGUCGCCAAGCGGCAAUUUGCUCACCGCGCGCCCACUCACGUGCUGAGCGGCCACCAUGGCUUCUUCCACGAUUAAACUAUUUGGAAGUUUGCCCCAACGACAGCGUGACUACAACAAGCAAGUCAAAGAAGCUUUCGAGAAAUAUGACUCCUUUGAACAAAUCAAAGAUAUGCCGGAAUUAUCGGACUUAGAUCGACAAUUUAAACUGGACCUCGCCAUUGCUUUCAAACACUCAGAAUACAUCCUGGCUGUUUUGCAGUCAGGUGAACCUCUUACCACAGAGAGAGUGAUCCAAAAGUGCUCCUGGCUAUAUGACGAUGAGUUUUCAACAAUCAUCGAACCUGACUAUUUGGACAAGCACAUAUUCAACUCCAUGUCAAUGAAAAUGAUAGGCAAACUACUUUCGGAAAUAUCUUCGCGAGUUAAAAAUAAGAGCCGUCUAAAUUCUUUCUACGAAUAUUGCAAAAGUAACUGUGUUAAUAAAAAUGCGGUUAUACGAAAAUGUAACCAUUUAUACGAGCAUUCCCAUAAAAAAUACUUAGAUUUACUUGAAAAAUAUGAAGAUGCUCUCACAGCCUGUGCUUGUAAUCUGAGCAGAAAAAUGACAAAAAUUAUUUUGUCAAAACACCAUCGGAGAAUACAGAAAAAACCGAGUCUCUAUAUAAAGAUACUCAAUUCUACAAUAUUAGCAAAGUCUAUAACACAUUUGGCAUUGGUCACUGAAAAUGUCCAUUUAGAAACAUAUUCAGGGAGAGAUUUAGUUGUUUAUGGAAUUUUCCAAUUAAGUGACGAAAGUACCAAAAUUAAAUUCUUGGAAAACUACGCGCCUCAAAAGCCCUCUAACGAGGAAGAACCCAACACAUUGAAUACGCAGAAGGCUAUCAUCCGAUUUUCAACUUACUCGCCACCAAAACAACUUUUUCAUCUCAUGAUGUACAUCACUGAUGACGUCGCCGUGGGCGAGGGCCUAAGCAAGCACAACACAGCGCGCAGGGCACGCGAGUCGCCGCGCUGCUGUGACAUCAGCGUGUAG
This is a messenger RNA of Ostrinia furnacalis (Asian corn borer), 1136 nucleotides long. RefSeq lists its product as uncharacterized. The transcript has 6 exons. The coding region runs from base 159 to 1136 and encodes 325 amino acids. NCBI's taxonomy places the organism in Eukaryota, Metazoa, Arthropoda, Insecta, Lepidoptera, Crambidae. The record is from RefSeq and is a predicted model, not a curated record.